Closterium sp. NIES-65 is the source of this 1281-nucleotide messenger RNA. The record is from the annotation of a GenBank genome assembly. Lineage: Eukaryota; Viridiplantae; Streptophyta; Zygnematophyceae; Desmidiales; Closteriaceae.
AUGGGUGUCGUGGCUAGUGCAAAGAGUGACGUGGCGACUGCAAACGGUGAUGUGGUGGCGGGGGUGAGAGAAGCGGGGGAAGGUGCAGCAGCAGACGAGGGCGUGUUCAGUGGUUUCGGUGGCGACGCGCGAUACUUCAAGAGGCUGGGGGGUGGCAGCAACGCGUCAUCAUGCAGCAGUGCAGACAGCGUGGAGGGGCUUUCCACGGUUCUCCCUACCGAGCUCUCUGGGAAGCUGCGCAUCCUCCUUGUAAGUACAGGCGACAGCUCGUGUUUGCUGCAGGUAUGUUGGUUCCUCCUUCUGCCUCCUUCAUACACCUUGAGUGGAGGGGCUCUUUACAGUUCUCCCUGCCGAACUGUCGGGAAAGCUGCGGAUUCUCCUUGUAAGCCCAGCCUAUGUGUGGGUGUGUGCUGCAGGCUCAAGGUGUUUGGGCGGCAUGGGAGAGAAGCGAUCACUUCUGAGCUGGGCUUAAACCUGCUCAAGGUCCUCGUGGGGAGAGGGAGAAUGAGGGUCAAGGUGUUUGGGCAGCACGGAAGGGAAGCCAUCACUACCGAGCUGGGCUUUAACCUUCUCAGGGUUCUCGUGGGGGAGAGAGAGGUGGUGGAGAAGGGAGGGCCGGGGAGAAACGACGAUUCGGGAGGAGGGGAGGAAGUUACGGAGGGAGAAGAGAAGGAAGGGAAGGGUGAAGGGGAAGAGGAGAAGAGUGAGGAAGUGGAGGAGGAGAAGGGGGAGGGGGGGAGGGAGGGGGGAGGGAAGGAGGGGUCUGAGGGUGGAAUAAGGUGGGAGCAACUGGCUCUGAUCUGGCCACACCUGGUUAUCACGGUGGUGCCCAUGGAGAAUGUGAACGGGCGCAAGAAGGUGGAAGCAGGAGAGCUUUGUGAACGACGAAACGGUCGUGGUGUGGACAUCAACAGGAAUUGGGACUGCGACUGGGGCGUGAAAGAAACGGACUACAACCCUCUGGAGGAGGCUCCUGGCACGCACGCGUUCAGCGAGCCAGAGGCAGACGCGAUGCGACAGCUGGCAGUGUGGUUCCGCCCACACGUGUGGGUGAACGUGCAUUCGGGAAUGGAGGCUCUUUUCACUCCCCUGGACCACCGCGGGGAUGGCGUGGAUGGGAGCACGCUCGCUGCCAUGCAUGCAUGGACGCUCUUUUCACUCCCCUGGGAUGGGGGGAGGGAUGGUGUUGAUGGGAGCACACUCGCUUCCAUGCAUGAGAGGAAGUUGGGGGGGAAGGAGGAACAGAGGAAGGGAGGGCAGGAGGGGUUGAGAGGGCAAUGA